AUGAAGCUUGAUCCUAAUGACCGCAAGCAGCCGCCUGUCCCCGACACUGUCUCGUUGAUUGGACCCAAGUGCCUCCUCCCCACUGCCAUCACGUCUGCCAUGACGACCGAGCAGCUCGACGCUUACAUGACCACGGCCAUCAAGACGAUUCCAAAAUACCAACCACUACCAGGCUACCGCCGCCCGACCUCAUUCAGCAUAAAGGUCUACGUGCCUGUCAACGACUACCCGGGUGUUAACUUCAUUGGCCAGAUCCUCGACCCUCGCGGCAGCAGCCUCAGAACCCUCAACACGAAGUCCGGCGCCUCUAUCGCCCUCCACGGCAAGGGAUCCGUCAAGGAAGGCCGUGGACAGGUCUCUCGCUCGAGGGCCGCUGCCGACCAUCUCGGCGAGUCCCUUCACUGCCCCGUCACCCCCUCCCUCGCCGGCAGAGUCAACAGGGCCAAGGAGCUGAUCCAAGUCGUCAUUGCCACUGCCGCGUCAACCCUGGAGCACGAGAAUGACAGGAAGCGCCAGCAGCUUCGGGACUUGGCCAUGAUCAACGAGAACUGGGCUCGCAGAAAAGUCGCCUCAUACCUUGGAGCACCGCCCAGCUUCACUCGACGAACCCUCGACUACUUCAUCAGAGCACAAGGCUCAGCCCCACCAGGCGCGGGUGCCAUCAGCGUCUCCAAGCGGGCCACCUGA
Molecule: messenger RNA, 687 nt
Organism: Hirsutella rhossiliensis
Lineage: Eukaryota; Fungi; Ascomycota; Sordariomycetes; Hypocreales; Ophiocordycipitaceae
Exons: 3
Coding region: 1-687 (228 amino acids)
Biological process (GO): regulation of mRNA splicing, via spliceosome
Cellular component (GO): nucleus
Molecular function (GO): mRNA binding
Source: RefSeq, a predicted model, not a curated record